Acipenser ruthenus (sterlet) is the source of this 3586-nucleotide messenger RNA. RefSeq names its product helicase-like transcription factor (gene hltf). The record is from RefSeq and is a predicted model, not a curated record. Gene Ontology annotation, molecular function: zinc ion binding; ATP binding; nucleic acid binding. The coding region runs from base 296 to 3256 and encodes 986 amino acids. Lineage: Eukaryota; Metazoa; Chordata; Actinopteri; Acipenseriformes; Acipenseridae. The transcript is spliced from 25 exons.
AAUAGCAAUCACUGUUUAUCUAUUCGCGGGUAUCAUAACAUAACAGUAAUUUGUGAUUUAGUUCCUGCGCACAAAUUUCACAGGGCCUGCUGUGCAUUUCAUGAUGACAAAUUCAAAAUGAUUUAUUUUGUCUGUUAUUGAAAGGGCCAAAGCAAUUUGCACGGUUUUUUUUUUUUUUAAUCUUCAGUUCAAGCCAUAUCUGGAACGGCUCUCCUUGGCUCUAAAUAAAAUAAAGCAAGAUAAUUUUGAAUCCGUUGUGGAAACUUCUCGAGUCAUCUUUCUGGGCUAGAGAAACAUGCAAGCCCCACCACGAAGAUUUCACGUCGCUGGCUCGUCUCAGCUGACUACUUUUGAUUUCCUCUCGGUUCCUGACCAAACCGAAACCUUGUUCCAGUCCUUAAACCGCCAGUCUGCUGACGAUUUCACAGCCGUGGAUGAUGAUCACGAUGCAAACGCGCUGUUUGGAACCUUGCGUGGAAAUGUUGUGGGGUUACGUUAUUACAGUGGCCUGGUCAACAAAAAUGAAAUGGUCUCCCUUGUGAGGCAGCCUGAUAACCCAUAUGACAGAAAUGCAGUUCAGGUGAACAAUGUAUAUGGGGACCAGGUAGGACAUAUUAAAAAAGAACUGGCUCUACCCAUGGCAUACAUCAUGGACAAUAAGCUGGCAAAGGUUGAGGGGAUUGUCCCAUUUGGCACCACAAAUGCCUUUUCUAUGCCUGUUCAGCUCCAUUUCUGGGGUAAAGAGGAACACAAAGCUUCUGUGGUUGAGAGGCUGAGUCGGUCCGGAUUUAAACUCUGCCCACCUUCAAAGAGUACAGGUUUUGAGACCAGUAGUUACGGAGCAGGAUCGAUGUUGGUGCCUAAAAGUUUCAGAGUUUCACCUGGCUGUCUUCCUGUAGUCCAGAUGACGGCUGAUCAGCUGAAGAAUGAGUUUGACAAAUUGUUUGAAGACGUGAUGGACACCAAAGGACAGAUGAUGGAACCAGCUGAAGCUGUUGGCACUGUGCUGCUUGCGCACCAAAAGCAGGCGUUGGCAUGGAUGGUAUCUCGGGAAAACAACAAUGACCUGCCACCGUUUUGGGAGCAGAAAAACGAUAUAUACUACAAUCUGCUUACGAACUUUGGAGUUAAAGAGAGACCCGAGAGAGUUCUUGGAGGGAUCUUAAGUGAUGACAUGGGGCUGGGGAAGACUCUGUCCAUGAUUGCACUGAUUCUUACAAACUUUCAUAAAGGAAUGCCUCUUCCCCUUGAGAAGAUUGAUGUUGAGGAGACUACAAAGGGUGAUAUUCCCCUGUCUGUAGCAACUCUCGGAGGAUUACAAAAGAAGACUACAGAGGAACCAAAUGAGAAGUUUAAAACAGAUGAAGCUGUGAAGAGUACAGAGGUUUCUGCUGGUAGUUCUCGUUCGAAAAGGCAAAAAGCGAAGGUGACGUACACUUACAGCAGUGAAUCUGAGGGCUCGAUAGAUGGGGUGUCUCCUAAAAAGAAAAGUAAAGCAGAGCAAAAACAGGGAAAGAACAAAGGAGGUUCAAGCAAAGGACGUGUUUCUUCCCCGAUGGAGUGUUUUGAUUUUGCUGCUGCCCUUGAAACAUCAGCUGCUGCAAGCACCUCAAAAAGGAAAGUCAAGAAAAAAGGUGCUGUUGCUAAUGCUGAAAUGAAGGGAAGAGCUACCCUUAUUAUUUGCCCCCUGUCUGUUCUUAGUAACUGGAUUGACCAGUUUGAGCAGCAUGUGCGCCCCAAUGUAAAGCUGAGUGUUUAUCUUUACUAUGGCUCUGACCGGAGCAGGGAUCCGUCAUUCCUUUCUUCACAGGACAUCGUGGUGACGACCUACAAUGUGCUAGCAGCAGAUUUUGGGAAUAAGAACGAUAGCCCCCUCCACAAAGUAGAUUGGCUCCGAGUAGUUCUGGAUGAAGGACACACUAUACGAAACCCCAACGCACUCCAGACAAAGGCUGUCCUGGAUUUAAAAGCAGAGAGACGAUGGGUCUUAACAGGUACCCCAAUCCAAAACUCAUUGAAGGAUCUCUGGACUCUUAUUUCUUUCCUGAAGCUGAAACCCUUUACUGUGAAGGAGUGGUGGAACAGGACAAUUCAACGGCCAUCCAUGAUGGGGGAUCCAGAAGGGUUUAGGCGGCUGCAGGCAUUAAUUAAAAGCAUUACAUUAAGAAGGACAAAAGCAAGCAAAAUAAAUGGCAGGCCAGUGGUGGAGUUACCAGAGCGGAAGGUAUUUAUUCAGCACAUCACAUUGUCCGAGGAGGAGAAGCAGCUUUAUGAGUCCGUCAGGAAAGAAGGCAGAACUGUUAUUGGCAGGUACUUCAGUGAAGGAAGUGUUCUGACAAACUACGCCGAUGUUUUAGCUAUCCUGGUGAGACUCAGACAGUUAUGCUGUCACCCACGUUUGUUUGGAAGCUCUGCUUUGACUGUGGAUUCUAAAGAUGAUGCCACACCCAGUGAGCUACGGGAGAGGCUGAUAAACAAAAUGAAUCUUGUGCUGGGUUCAGGGUCAGAUGAAGAAUGUGCCAUUUGUUUGGACUCUCUGAGAUCUCCAGUGAUUACCUACUGUGCGCAUGUCUACUGUAAGCCCUGUAUCUGUCAGGUUAUCCGUGCUGAACAGAAUGCCAAAUGCCCUCUGUGUCGGGCAGAGAUCAAAGUGGAUCAGCUGGUUGAAUACCCUGUAGAGAAGAACACGUCAGAAUCUCUGGAGACUAAAGACAAGUGGCUUCCUAGUUCAAAGGUAGAUGCCCUGAUGCGUGUAUUACUCAAACUACGGGAGGAAGACUCCAGUGUCAAGAGUUUGGUUGUUUCUCAGUUCACAAAGUUUCUGUCUCUGAUUGAAAUCCCACUAAGGGAAGCAGGGUUUUCAUUUGCACGCCUUGAUGGGUCCAUGAGCCAGAAAAAGAGGGCAGCUGCCAUACAGGCUUUUCAGAACAGCGAGCGGGGGACACCCACCAUCAUGCUGCUUUCACUGAAGGCUGGUGGGGUCGGCCUUAAUCUCACAGCAGCUUCAAGGGUUUUCCUGAUGGAUCCGGCUUGGAAUCCUGCAGCAGAGGACCAGUGCUUUGAUAGAUGCCAUAGGCUCGGCCAGACAAGAGAUGUGAUCAUCACCAAGUUCAUUGUGAAGGAUUCUGUAGAAGAAAAUAUGACAAGAAUACAGAAGAAAAAGAGAGAUCUUGCAGAAAGAGCCUUUGAAAGCAAGAAUACCAAUGAGAUGAAACAAGCAAGGAUUGAUGAGAUCAGAACCCUAAUGGAUAUCUGAAAACAGCUGCAACUAAGCCAGAUUAUAUUUUAAGUUCUGUGGUUAUUUUUGGUUAUUAUUUCAUAAGCACUCUAGUGCAACAACUCGCCAUGGUCCAGAUGGAGUAAAAUUAUAUUUUGUAGUUUAAUCAAGUCUAGUUUCAACACUGUUUCAUCCCUGAGAAGAGGAAUGUGAAUCUUGGAAGUUGAAGAGUCUACUUAUCUUUAUACAAAAUCCUAGAAUACAGGACAUCUAAAUAUUUCUGUUGGUAGGAUAAGUUAUUAUGUAACAGACUUCAAUAACUAAAUCUAAAAGCUUUUCUUUGAACAAAAAUAAAAUAAAAAUUGACAA